This is a messenger RNA of Strongylocentrotus purpuratus (purple sea urchin), 2234 nucleotides long. RefSeq lists its product as uncharacterized. The transcript is spliced from 5 exons. NCBI's taxonomy places the organism in Eukaryota, Metazoa, Echinodermata, Echinoidea, Camarodonta, Strongylocentrotidae. Bases 48 to 899 code for a protein of 283 amino acids. The record is from RefSeq and is a predicted model, not a curated record. Gene Ontology annotation, cellular component: nucleus; 90S preribosome.
AUAGCGUAGUCUAAUUUCAGCUACAAUAUUUAUUUUAUGUUAGCAGCAUGGCAGACGAUCUUGGCGACGAAUAUUGGUUGGAUGGUGACACAACUGGAGGACAGGGCGAUAUAGAACCAGAUGUCCCUCCUGGAGUCAAACAUGGACAGAAAAAAGCCUCAACUUUGAGGAAGGAAAACAAGCAACUAAAGAAGAAGAGGAAGCAACCCCCUACCUCGGAAGAACAAGAGAACAAAGAACAAGCAAAGAAAGCAAAGAAGAAGAAAAAGAAGAAAAAUUUGACCACUCAUUUAGCAUCAGUAGGUGACCAGCCAGGAACCAAAGAUGACCUGCAAGUAUCCAUGGCAACAUACUACCAUGAUGACUUAUCAACCGUUGAGAUGGAAGAACUUAUACUUGAUGAUGACUGCUUCUUAGCGCCCAAUUAUGACAAGGAUCCAGUAUCAGGCUACCUCUCAAGGAAUAUACCCACAUGGACGGACAUGGUUGAUGAACACAAGAAGGAGAAGACCUCAAACCAUUCUAGCAUCGUUCUACUUCUAACGUCUAGCGCAAAAAGGGCAGUGGACCUGAAUAGAGAUACGCAGGCGUUCAAGGGAACUUGUGUCACGGCUAAGCUCUUUGCUAAGCACUUACGGAUCAGCGAGCAAGAGAAAUACCUGAGCAGUCACAGAGUCCAGUUUGCCGUAGCGACGCCCCACAGAGUCUCCAGCCUUCUUGAAUCUGGAUCAUUUACCAUGGAAGAUAUGAAGUAUGUCGUACUGGAUUGGAACUGGCGCGAUGCUAAGCUCAGGAGGUUUGUGGAUAUCCCCGAACUGAAGAAAGACCUCUUUGAUUUGUUGAGGAAACAUUUAGUACCGGCAGCCAACAAGGGACAACUCAGCUUUGGACUGUUUUAAGGACCCUGCAUGGUGCUUGAACUACUUCGCUGGCUCCAGGUCUGUGUUUCAUUCCUGUGCAUUCACACAUGAAUCUUACAACUGAGUUGGAGUCAUCUAAAACGUGUCAGAAUAAGAUGGUCCAGGAAGCUCAGGAAACCCCAUUCAGGAUUUUCUGUAUAUUGAUCAGCUUGGAUGAAGGAGAAGGUCUCACAAGGUUCACAUUGUGCUGCAAAAGUUUUGUGUCCAUCCUCAAAAACAUUGAAUGAAACCUCUCUAUAAAAUUGGCUAUAUUUAUAAGCUGCUACUGGUACAAAUUCUUCAAGGCCUGGGCCCCUCUUACAAAGAGUUACGAUUAAUCAAAAUCAAUCGCAAGUACUCUAUCGCAAGUUUGCAAUCUUCUAUUUUUUAUGUACAUAGUUGCGAUUGAUAUCACUUGCAAGUAAGUUGCGAUUGAUAUCAACUCUUUGUAAGAGCCCUAAAUUUCAGAAAGUAUACAAAGUAAUGCACUCUGAGGACUCAGUGAUGGAAUGAGCCUAUGGAUGCCAUUUUUAAUAAUCUUAUAUUUUUCAGUCACUACAUGCCCCAAAAUGGCCAGUUCUACUUUGCAGGAGACCAUUCAUUAAAUUUGUUGCUGUCUAUUAUGUAGUAUAUCAGCCCGGAGUCAUUUGUUCACAGAGUUUGGCCAACUUGGUUUCACUUGGUCACAACAUGGCUUAUAUUCUCUUGUUUUGUGCUUGCCCAACAAAGCAGUAUUUCCCAUAUUGUGCCCAAACUAUCCUUAUCAAUGGCUCAUUACCAGCUUGGGGUCUAGCGCCAUCUUGUGUCCCUUACUUUGAGAGAUUCCCAAGUAAUUUUGUAUUGAUAGCAGUAUGUUACUGUGAAUGUACUAUGAAAAUAAUUGAAUUAAAACAAAACAUAACCUAUUUUUGUUUUAAAAAAACUACUAGGAGUUGCAUAAAGAGGAAUAAGGAUCAAUCUUUAAUGAGGAGGAAAAAAAUCUUUGGUUUCCUCUUCUUGGCAAUGUUUCUCCAAAGGUCAGGAUUACUCUAACUUUGUCAUAUGAGUCUGAAGUGAAAUAUUUGGGGUUGAGUUACACCUGCCCAGUUUCAUUUUAAUAUUUGAGUGAUAAUGAUAAUGUUUCUGUCUUGACCAUGUUACUCAAGUACUCUUAAACACAUGUCAUAAGAUUAGAAGUAAUUUCCAUGGAAAUCCAUGAUUUUGUCAACAUCCUCAUUUUUUGCUUCCCUUCACUAACAGUUGCUUUUUUUAAAAGUUAGAAGUACAUGGAAAAAGAUGUGUUUCAAUGGAAAAGACUUGCAUACUGUGAUACCUCAAAUAAAGUGAAAAGAUUUU